This is a messenger RNA of Drosophila melanogaster (fruit fly), 616 nucleotides long. It is a transcript of the gene gdrd, whose product is annotated as goddard. The record is from RefSeq and is marked reviewed. Bases 83 to 424 code for a protein of 113 amino acids. The transcript has a single exon. Lineage: Eukaryota; Metazoa; Arthropoda; Insecta; Diptera; Drosophilidae.
GAUCUGUUUGCACUUAAGUCUGUUCUAGUUCACAGCUCCUGAAUAACUAUUGAAAUUUCUGAAAUAUAUUUUUUUUGUCAAAAUGUCGGACGACGGAUCUGAUAUAUUCCAAGACCUUGAAAGCUACGAGCCCUAUACAGAAGGUAGCCAAAACAAUAGUGACGAAGCAACUGCAGUGGGGCCUCUCGAUACCUCUGAGGACGCUCGCUUCUCCGAGCAGGUAUUCUCGAACAUUCAGGAGCGUCUGAACCGAAUCAUUAAUCGCAUUAGCAUGGCCAACUCUGCCGUGGUCCAGAUGAAGAGGAAGCUCCAUGCUCGAAUUCCAUCCGUACCUGUUGGCGAAAACGCCGACCAGUUGGCUGGAGGCGAUAAUCCAAUGCGAUUUGAAAACGUCGAACAAGAAAACGAAACCACCAACCAAUGAUAUAAGAACAUUUUUAUAUUUCUCAUUUUCAAAAAUGUAUAAAUUUAUUGUAUUUAUUUAUUGUUAUUGUUAUUGAAGCCCAUUUAACAAAUCACAAACAGACCCGAGUUAAUUGUUAAAAAAUUAUGCAUUAACACAAGCCAAGGAUUCGAAAACUAAGCGCAUAUAAUAAACUGAGCAAUGAGCAAAAGC